Molecule: messenger RNA, 2172 nt
Organism: Calidris pugnax (ruff)
Lineage: Eukaryota; Metazoa; Chordata; Aves; Charadriiformes; Scolopacidae
Gene: NR2E1
Product: nuclear receptor subfamily 2 group E member 1
Biological process (GO): cell differentiation; anatomical structure development; negative regulation of transcription by RNA polymerase II
Molecular function (GO): zinc ion binding; RNA polymerase II cis-regulatory region sequence-specific DNA binding; nuclear receptor activity
Source: RefSeq, a predicted model, not a curated record
CUCAAGGAAAAGAAAGUUGGCUAUAAAAUCACUUCAUUAUUUGCUUGUACCGCGGCUCCGGGGCUAAUCCCUCCGGAGGUCAGAUUGCUGAGCGCUCUCUCUCUCUCCCUCUCUCUGCUUUCAGGUCGGAUUUUAGACAUCCCUUGCAAAGUGUGUGGGGACCGCAGCUCCGGGAAACACUACGGGGUUUACGCCUGCGAUGGGUGCUCGGGAUUUUUCAAGCGGAGCAUCAGGAGGAAUAGGACCUAUGUGUGCAAAUCGGGAAAUCAGGGAGGGAAGGCCAGCCAAGCACCGUGGGGUACCCGGUGCAGGACCCCACGGUGACCCCCUCACCUCUCCUUGGUGCCCCAAGCUGUGCAGCACGAGCGGGGCCCCCGGACGUCGACUAUACGGAAGCAGGUGGCCCUCUACUUCCGCGGGCACAAGGAGGAGAGCGGCGGUGCCCCCCACUUCCCCGCCGCCGCCCUGCCGGCCCCUGCCUUCUUCACCGCCGUCUCCCAGCUGGAGCCCCACAGCCUGGAACUGGCCGCCGUCGCCAGCACCCCUGAGAGGCAGGCUCUGGUGGGCCUGGCGCAGCCCACCCCAAAGUACCCACAUGAAGUCAACGGUACCCCUAUGUAUCUCUACGAAGUGGCCACCGAAUCCGUCUGCGAGUCAGCAGCCAGACUUCUGUUCAUGAGCAUCAAGUGGGCCAAGAGCGUCCCAGCCUUCUCCACCUUGUCCUUACAAGACCAGCUGAUGCUUUUGGAAGAUGCUUGGAGAGAACUGUUUGUUCUAGGAAUAGCACAAUGGGCCAUUCCAGUUGAUGCUAACACUCUACUGGCUGUAUCUGGCAUGAAUGGUGACAAUACAGAUUCUCAGAAGCUGAAUAAAAUUAUUUCAGAAAUACAGGCUUUACAGGAGGUUGUGGCUAGAUUUAGACAACUUCGGCUAGAUGCUACCGAAUUUGCCUGUCUCAAAUGCAUUGUCACUUUUAAAGCCGUGCCUACACACAGUGGUUCCGAACUGAGGAGUUUCCGAAACGCUGCCGCCAUUGCAGCCCUUCAAGAUGAAGCCCAGCUCACUCUGAACAGCUACAUUCAUACCAGGUACCCCACACAACCCUGUCGUUUUGGAAAACUUUUAUUGCUUUUACCAGCUUUACGUUCGAUUAGUCCAUCUACGAUAGAAGAAGUGUUUUUCAAAAAGACCAUUGGGAAUGUACCAAUUACAAGACUGCUUUCAGAUAUGUACAAAUCCAGCGACAUAUAAAUCACCUUAAAAUAAACAAUCAGGAUGGACAGUUUGAGAAGAACUUUUAUCUAUGGAGAAUAAGCCUCAACUAACAAAAUCUACAGGAAGCAUAAGCCUGGGAAUGUUUAGCCUUUAAACCCAUUGACAAAAAAUACCCCAGUAGAUAUGAUUCUGCUGCUCUGAACAGAGUGAUUUAGAUCAUGGAGAGAAUGCUUUGUUCUACAGAAAAAGUGAAAGUGGUUGGAAUUUGGCUGCUAUUCCUGUUACUACAGGAUGGAGGCAAUUCAGAUGCCAGUCAUAGUUAACAAAGACUCCGCUAUUCUCCCAUUUAACUGGCAGAUCUGAGACAAAAUGUGAAAGAAGGUACUUUAGUUUGUUCAGUAUUUGGAACCGGGUGACCAAACUUGGCUUCUGUUGUAACAGGAGAUGCGGUGGCCUUCAGAACUGUUUUAAAAGUAGCCUAUGUUGGGAAAAUGUUUGUAAUACGAUAGGCAACAUUUAAGACCAGGUUACCAAAACAAUUGCUUCUGCUAUAAUACGUCAUGAAGUGGCCUUCAGAACUGAUUAAAAAGUAGCUUAUGACGGCAGCUCCAUUCUUCCUGCAGAACAAACUGGUGAUCUUUGAUGCCGAUGUCACCACAAUUUGUUCGGUUAACAUCUCAAAGACAGAAGAGCUUUACACACUUCCUCCCCGACCUUCCCUCCUCCUCCUCCUUCCACACACGCAGACACACAUUCUCACACACACACACCUGAAAAGAUACAAGUCAAGAAAGGAAGACUGAAACAGCAAAACCAAAUACAAUGGAGAUGAGCGCGCCAGCAACCCGCUGGCAGUCCCGGUGGCACAGUGCUGAAACCAAAGGCAACGGUGGCCAAACUCUUUGUCAAUGAGAUGUGCAGAGAAGUGAAAUGACUAUUAAAAAAAUAAAUAAAAUU